Geosmithia morbida is the source of this 1722-nucleotide messenger RNA. Its product is annotated as GAL4. Gene Ontology annotation, molecular function: transcription cis-regulatory region binding; DNA-binding transcription factor activity, RNA polymerase II-specific. Gene Ontology annotation, biological process: regulation of DNA-templated transcription. Gene Ontology annotation, cellular component: nucleus. The transcript has 4 exons. Bases 1 to 1722 code for a protein of 573 amino acids. The record is from RefSeq and is a predicted model, not a curated record. NCBI's taxonomy places the organism in Eukaryota, Fungi, Ascomycota, Sordariomycetes, Hypocreales, Bionectriaceae.
AUGCCUCCAACCAGAACGACUCUUGGCAGGGCCCCCAAGGCAUGCAGUCUAUGCCGGCGGUACAAGGCGCGAUGCCAUCCACUUGAUGGUGUCAACGGCCCGCUUCAGAAACUAGAGUCUCUAGUCGCCGGUCUGGAAUCGAGGCUCGAUGCCAAGCUCGACGAUGCUAUCGUCAAUGGUAGUAUCGGUGGCGCCGGUGACAAUAGUCCCCUUGGCAAUUCUUCCCGUAGACGGAAGGAGAUGAGUUCAUCGGCCUCAUCCGGCAAUGCCCCCGCAGCAGCCACCUCCGAACCUGUGCCCGUCCUGUUCAUCCGUGAUGCCGCGGCCAACGCCGGUGUGCAUUCCACCAACUCCGAGUACUCUGGUCCUUCGCCAGAUGUCAUUGCCUCGGGAGCUGUGUCAGUUGCGACCGCCCAGUCGCUCAUGCAUCUGUUCCGUGUGCAUUACGGCCGCUGGGUGAGAUUCGAGCAAGAUGGGCCGGUCGAGCAUCUUGUCGCACGCGUGAGGAGGUCGCCACUGCUCCUGGCGAGCAUCUUCCUCAUCGCUGUCCGUCACACGCACCGCGAGCUGGCUGACCAGCUAGCCCCGGGGCUCUUUCGUGAGACGAAGAAGCUCCUCGCCGCGUCACUUCUCGACAUACCGAAGGAGAUAGAGUACUUUCAAGCAGCGCUCAUCCUGAGCCUGUGGUCAACAACGAUCGGUCAGACACCCCUGAGCAUCGACAGCUGGCUCCUAACGACGUAUGCCGUAAAGCAAGGACUGGCGAGCCCUGUGUUCUCGAGCGUCUUGCAAGGCGAGUCUGGCCCGAGCCAUGUGGAUGCAUGGUGUAUCUGGAACCACCUAUGUCUCGCGCACCUCCAGUACUGUGUCGGGACCCGACGGCGAGCCUCGCUGACCGAGAAAGACGUGGACCGGUGCGCAUGGCUCGUCGAGAAUAGCAAUGUCGGCAACUUUGAAGAGAGAAUGGCUGCCGAGAUCCGUCUGUACUGGGUCACGUACCAGCACUACUCCGUGCAGGAGACGACCACGCAAGACGUGAAUGCGUCCCUGGAGAGCUGGAAGCAGGAAUGGGCCGUGUUGUUCUGUGAGUUUUGGUUCGUAAGCGUCCCGUCGCACGCAGAUCUGCUGAUAUGGGUACCACAAGGCCAACCACGCGCCCAGUUCCUCCAGAUGGGCUACCAUUUUUCUCGUCACCUCGUCCUACGACAGACGCUCAGAGCACCUGGGGCGUCGAUGAAUAACAGCUUGCUCCAAGCCAUGAUCCACGACGCCAAGGCCAUCAUUGACCUCGCCAUACACACGACUGAUGAGCGAACCCGCCACUUGACUGAUCACAUCUAUCAUAUGCUUGCCUUUUCGGCACUUACAAUCUGCCAGUUGGUUAAGACAUAUGAAGCGCAGCUCGGCACGUCCACCCUGGAUGUCAGCUCCCUGGCUCAGACUAUCAGCGAGCUGAUAUACUGGCUGCGGUCCAUCGGCCUUCCUUGCCACGCAGCACAUAUGCUGAGUGACAUUGUCGAGGCCCAGUUUAACAUGACACGACACGCAUUUCAACGUAGAGACGAGGGCAGGGCCACCCGGGAGUACAGCGACGUCGAAGCGGCUCCAUCAUCAGAAGCUGCAGAAGCCUCGUUCCUCGACUUCACAUUCCUCUACCCCGAGUUUAUCGGGUCUGACUUGUUCGAUGGCGAGUCACAAACCGCGUGGCCGCAAUGGAACUGA